Molecule: messenger RNA, 1762 nt
Organism: Sitodiplosis mosellana (orange wheat blossom midge)
Lineage: Eukaryota; Metazoa; Arthropoda; Insecta; Diptera; Cecidomyiidae
Product: vanin-like protein 1
Exons: 6
Coding region: 57-1610 (517 amino acids)
Source: RefSeq, a predicted model, not a curated record
UUUUGGUGAAUAAAAAUUAACUUCCAACCAAAAUUGUAUUCUAAAAGUGUGAAGAAAUGUUUUCAACAUUUUUGCUGCUAAUUGGUAUCAUUUUUCUGAAUGUCUGUCAAAGUGAGCAGAUUGCAACGUACACAGGGGCAGUAGUGGAAAUAAAUCCAGUGUGCGUUGGAAAUACAACUGAGGGUGUAGCUAAGCUUACGAAACAGGCCAUCGACAUCAUCGAAUCGACUGAAUUGGAUGGAGUGGAUAUUGUGGUGUUGCCGGAAGUCAUUUUCAACUGUAAAAAUACUGCUGUGCUACUACCAAAUACAAACCUGUCAUAUUGCGAUGAUCCGGCCGUUGAUGAGGUGCUCCGUAGUAUCUCAUGUGCAGUUCGAAAGGCUAAAAAAUGUGUGGUAAUCGACUUGUAUGUCAAAGUGAAAUGUUCAAUGGACGAUCAAUCGUUUUGCGCUUACGAAUCCGAUUCCACGAACCUCUACAACAUGGCCAUUGUCUUUGAUCGCAACGGUGAUGUGGUUGCGAAGUACCGAAAGUAUCACUUGUUCGGUGAACAAGGAGUGCAACAGACCAAAACGCCCGAUUUGACAACAUUUAGAACCGAUUUCAACGUAACAUUCGGUGUGUGCGUUUGCUUUGAUCUAAUGUUUGACAAACCAGCCAACAGCUUAGUCGAUCAAGGAGUCAAACACAUUGUUUAUCCAACGAAAUGGUUCUCGGAAAUUCCGUAUUUGACAGCCGCUCAAUAUCAGCAAAGUUGGGCGUACGCGAACAAUGUAAAUUUACUGGCAGCAAAUGUGAAUGCACCUAGCAUGAUGUAUUCGGGCAGUGGAAUCUACAGUGGACGAUCGGGUGCGUUGCAAGUAAUCGUCAGCGAAUCACCGGCAACAAAAAUUCUUAUAGCAAAGAUUCCCAUUGAUCCAUUGCCAACUGAACAUUAUCCAUCGAGAAAAUAUAAAGCAACGAAAGGAAAUUGUAUCGAAAAUAAAUUAAAAAUCAACUCGAAUGAAAGCAGUUUUCAACCCAAAAAAUAUCCGUUUGAAAUGAAACUUUACCAAGAUAACCUAACUGAAUACACCGUUACGUUUUUGGACUUCUCCAAAAAUCUCAAACAGAGCGGAAAAGUGUGCAACAAAGCCAUUUGCUGUGAUUACAACAUCGAAGUCAGCGACAAUGGCGAAUUGGAUGGAAAGUCAUCAUAUUCAUAUGCGAUAUCGAUAUUUAGUGGACAUCGUCACUACAAUGGCGUCAAAAAUGUAGUAUCUGGCCAAGAAGUGUGCAGUUUGAUCGCUUGUCCUGAGAUGAAAAUGAAGAAAUCUUGUGGAACUCGAAUAUCACCGUCACGAGUGCACAAUCGAUACAAUUUCACAAAAUUGUCGUUGAAAACGGUGCUUCUAGUCACUCGCAUGAAAGUCAUGCCAAACACAUUGACCACAGACCUGCUGUCACUCAAUCCAAAUGAAUUUGAUUUCAAAAUAUCCGAAGCUCAAAAUGAUCAUCAUGUUAAGGUUGAGCUGAAUUUGAAUGUGCCAAAGUCAAAUCUGCUAACAUUUGCCAUAUUCUCACGAGAUUAUGACAAGGAUAUAAUCACAAACAUCUCAUCAAAAAUCUAGAAAGGAUGUCAUCAUAAUCACGUUGUGUGUUUUGUCAAGCAUUAUCUGGAUGAGGCACAUCCAUUGCGUCAAUCAUUGAUAGGACUAUGUUGAUAUCAUUUUGUUUUAUGAAAAAAAAAAAACAUUGGGAAUAAAAUAAUCGAUUCAUUUUA